AUGAAACUGGUUUCCCCGUACGGAUACACCCGAGCAUAAAGCCUAUGAUAAGCGAACCCCGGGUCUUUUUAAGGUUGAGUGGGAGGGACAAGGAAUUAUCGGGUUGUGUUCAAAAACCUACUACUGUUUUGGGGCCAAAGAUAAGUUUAGUUGUAAGGGUUUCAACAAGAAAUGCAAUGACAUUAACAAAGAUAAAUACCUUAAUGUCUUACUUACAAAACAGAAUAGUGCCGGGGUGAAUCGAGGGUUCAGAGUUGUAAAUAAUACUAUGUACACUUAUGAGCAAGUU
Porites lobata is the source of this 289-nucleotide messenger RNA. Lineage: Eukaryota; Metazoa; Cnidaria; Anthozoa; Scleractinia; Poritidae. The record is from the annotation of a GenBank genome assembly.